UCGGACUCCAUCCGGCUAACGGCGGUUCGCUCCCGGCGGAACGGGAUGGACUUGAUUGUUCUAAAUGUUUUCUUCUUCGAAGGAAACAUAUAUUUAAUUCUCAACUAAAAUUAUUGCACAUAUCCCGAAACUGUUUCCGUUCUAUAGCUUUUCUGUGGAAUUGCAGGAGUUUCCUGGCUGUAGCCCUGAGGCACAGAGCCGCACGCUGCAUCUCAGGUAUCAACUGGAAUGUCAUGUGGCGUGUCCUGUCGGCUCUUGUGUUCCUCAUGACGUCGCUCUCAUCAGGGAGGUGAAGGAGGGUGCCUGUAGAUAUGUACCGGUAGCUGUCUUCCACUGCUUCAUACAGAGUCAUAGCUACAGUUCUAUCAUUUCCGGCGCCUUGUCAUGAUGCUGCUCACACUCGGGCUUACACUGAUCUUCUGUACCACACUCGUUCACACACAAAGCCUGGAGCUAUUCAACUUCACUAAGGAAGACGCGCUCACCUGCAGCCAGGGCCUUACUGACUGUAACGUAAAGCCAGGUGAUAUAUGCCUUGAUCACGAUGACAGUGUUUAUGUGAGCGGUCUUGCUGCUCAUGCACUGUUGUGUCGCGGUCAUCAAGGCUUGCGUCCAUGCUUAAGAAUCUGGAUUAACAUUACAACUGCAGGAAUCCAAGAGGCAGCAGCUCCGUCCAGUGAAAAUAGCUAUAAUGAGAAAAGAAGUAAUAACACCUUAAACGAGCAUGGAAGUGGGCUGGGACCGUCUGUUUCCACAUCAGUGUCUGUCCAAGUGUGCUACCAGGGCCCAGACUUCUCAGGUUCAAAAGAGCUCACUUUCACAAUGCCCUUCUCAGAUGACUAUACAACACAGAUGUGGAUGUCGUUGAUAGUCGAGCUGAGGGAAGAUGAUUUUGGCAGUACUGUCACUGUCUUCUCUUCCAACACUGAUAAACCCAGCUUCACUAAAGACAUCAAGAUGCCUGCAAUAGAGAAAGUUUGUUCCCAAGGUCUGGCCAUUACACAGUGUAAAGUACCCAUUUUGUAUCCAGAAAUCAACUCCAAAACAGGAAUGGUAGAACUACGUGUGGGUGAUCUAGGCAAGGAUGAAGGUCAUGACUUGCGGGCCUGCCAGAGGAUGGAGAAAGAUGGAGCAUGCUUAAGACUAGAAUGGAAGGAGAAUCCAUUGAUGAUUCCAAUGAGCUCUGUCGCCCCCUGUCUCUGCUUUCAGAUUUGGUGGGUGGAUGGACCUCGCAAGACAUUUUGCCCAUUUUUUAAUAAAACAGCUCUCUCUGUCUCGAAUGUAUCUGUGUCUGUGUUGGAGUCUUUGACUCGAGAUGGAGCAAUGGCUCGAAACAGCACUGCUCUUGUUUGGAACGUCACCGCUCCCUGCAGACUGGAGGCUGAAAUUCAUCUCUGCAAGAAAACUUCAGGCUCCAGCAAAGACUGCCAUGUAACCGAUGACUUACAGAACAGCAGGCAUCAUGUACGCAGCCACCAACAUCGAAAAUGGAACUUGAUUAACGAGCAGCACUGGCAAUUACAAGGCGAGUUUGUUCACGUGGACCGUCACCCUUCACUCUGUGUGCAGGUCAAGGUUAAGGGAAUCGAAGGCCAUUUUGACCUUGUCUGCCCUUUUGAAAUUACCAGAACUCAUUGGAGUUUGUUUCUGUUGGUAUCUGUACUUGUCAUGUGUCUGGCAGUCUUGGGAGCCUGUGUUCUCCAGGGAUUAGUCAAAGCAGGUUGGAUAUUCAAGUGGCUGAAAAUGGACAGCAUCAGCAGUAGAGUAGGAGGUGGUCAGGUGGUGCUGCUGUACCCUCCAGAUGCAGACAGCGCUAUCGCAGAGCUGGCGUGUCACCUCGGUUCGGCUCUCUCCUUGCUGGGAUUCGGCGUCUCUUUGGAGUUGUGGAGCCGCAAGGAGCUGAAUGCACUCGGCCCCGUACCCUGGUUGCACUCACGUCUUCAUCGUAUGCAGUGCCAUGGCGGCAAAGUGGUGCUCGUGCUCACCCCUGCCGCUUGGGCACGAGCAGAGGAGUGGUGUCGAAGCAGCGGAGAGAAGCCUGAGCGGCAGGGGAACUACUCGGAUGUUUUCAGUGCCUCGCUCAGCUGCAUUCUUGCUGAUUACCUACAGGGCCGUGCCGGUGAACGCUUCGCCCUAGUGCAGUUUGAAACGCAGCCAGCCGAACCCCCGAACGAAAGGGGAUCCAUGCCUGAGCUUUUUCGUGGGCUUCCUCUUUUCAGCCUGCCCUCUCAGAGUCUGGGAUUUCUAACUGAGAUCACUCAUGGGGCUCACAAAGGGCAAAAAGAAAACGAGAGAGCUGAGAGCAGAAGAACAAGGGCCGGUGUUUUGAGAGCAGGAGCACGAAUUUUAGCAGGAAAAUUGCGAGAGCUAACAGGGGGAGCAGGAUCCAAGUUAGCGGGGGUUUCUCAGGAUUGCAUGGGGUUGGAGAAGGACGAUUCGUGGGUCACUAUACCUCUGACACUGGGGCACUUGUCCCCACCUGCUAGUCCUGAGUUACACAGUGAGAACAGCACUGUCGAUUGAAUUCCGGUAAAUGAGUCAAAGUUUCACAGAGGUGCACAAGAGAACGGGUGAUGUUGUUUUGUCUUAACCCUGACGCUCAGUUUUUAACUAAGCAAGUAAAUGUCCCGCUGAGCUAGGCCAUGAUUUGGCUCGUCAGCAUUGCUGUCUCACAGCUCCAGGGUCCUGGCUUCGAUCCUAUGUUUGUGUGGGUUUCCUCUGGGUUUUCCAGCUACCUCCUUGCGUCUUGGCUACACUGGAAUGCCCCUAGAUGUGAAUGAGUGUGUGAAUGUGUGUGUCCUGUGAUGAAUCCAGAGUGAAUUCUCCUGCCUUGUGCCCAGUGUCACUGGAAUAGCUUCCGGAUCCACAGGAUAAAGUGAUCACUGAAAAUGAAUGAAUGAAAAGAAACAAUAUUUAUUAGAUUCAAUUCAGUUAAAAGGUGAAAUAAAAUUUUACUUGCCAUUUGUACACUGUAGCUCCUGGCUGGCACUAAUGCCCCCUUUCAGCCAGUUCUGGGCUGGUGCUCGUGCUGGUUUGGAGCUGGUUCAACUUGUGAAGAACCGGUUUCCUUUUCCACGGGCGAGAGAGCCACGUCAUUCUGUCACUGUAUGAGUACGAGGGUAAGUCAAAAAGUUCUCAGACAAAUUGGAAAAAAAAAAAUCUUUAUUUAUGAAAAUAACAAAGCUAUUUCUCUACAUAUCGUCCAUUUAAGUCGAAACACUUCUGCAAGCGGUGUUUCCAUCGGAGAAUUCCUUCUUUGUAGAAUUCCGGGGGAUGUCUUUCACACCUUUUGAAAUUAUAACAUCUGUCUUCGAACUUUUUGACUUACCCUCGUAAAGUGCUCAGCGUAAAUGAGUCCACCCCCUUUGAAAA
This is a messenger RNA of Neoarius graeffei (lesser salmon catfish), 3372 nucleotides long. RefSeq names its product interleukin-17 receptor C. The coding region runs from base 385 to 2523 and encodes 712 amino acids. The transcript is spliced from 16 exons. Gene Ontology annotation, molecular function: interleukin-17 receptor activity. NCBI's taxonomy places the organism in Eukaryota, Metazoa, Chordata, Actinopteri, Siluriformes, Ariidae. The record is from RefSeq and is a predicted model, not a curated record.